Paramecium pentaurelia is the source of this 681-nucleotide messenger RNA. Lineage: Eukaryota; Ciliophora; Oligohymenophorea; Peniculida; Parameciidae. The record is from the annotation of a GenBank genome assembly.
UAUGUCAAAGAAAGGAAAUAAGAAGAAGGGAGGAGAUGAUGGAGAGAGAGAAGAAGAAGAAAAGGUUAUGGUAUUAGAACAUAAAUGUAGAGCACUUUAGACUCGUUUUGGUAGAAAUAUUAAUUCAAAUAUUAGUGGAGGAAUAAGAAAGAGGAGAUAAAGCAAAAUCAGCUGAGAAUGAAAUCAGAGCAAGAGUGAUGGAAAUGGAAAAUGAUUUGAAGAAAGAGAAAGAUAAAUUAUUUUGCAUUGUGUAUUAAGAUUAUUUAUUAAUAAUAUAGAUCUGAUAUGACUAGAUAAUAUAAAUAAAUGUAGGAAGAAUUACUUAAAUAAAUUACAGAUUUAAGAUCAACUGAUGUAGAAAAAGAAGAAAUAAUUAGUAAAUUAUUCAUUUGAUUAAUUUUAGAGAAUAAAGAAUAAUAUAUAUAAGAUAUGGUUAAAGAUUAUGAAUAUAGAUUAAAGAAGAAAGAUGAUGAAAUUAGUGAAUUGAAACGUAAAAUUGAAGAGAUGUCAGCUGAAUUUGCUAGAAUGCUUAAAGUAUUAUGUUGAAAUUAUCAUUCUAAGGAUACUCUUGAUAAAAUGUAAGAGAGAAUAUAAUUGGCUUAAUGGGAUAAUGAUACUGAUCCUCAAAUCAUGAAGAAAAUUAAAGAUAUUGCUGGUAUGUAAACUCAUCAAUAAAAUUGA